AUGCUGGACUCGGGAGGAAAAUGGGACUAUUCAGUCCCAGGAUCAUCUGGGUACCACAUCCCCAACAUCAAGUUCAAUGACCCCAAUAACCGCCCGCUCAGGGUCAUCAUGAUCGGCGCUGGUGUUUCGGGUAUCAUGAUGGGCUACAAGAUGCAAAAGGAGUGUCCAGAUGUCGACUUCAAGAUUUACGAAAAGAACGAAACCAUUGGCGGGACAUGGUUCGAGAAUCGAUAUCCUGGUUGCGGAUGUGACAUUCCUUCCCAUGCCUAUGUAUUUCCGUGGGCGCCCAAUCCCGACUGGCCGCGAUUCUUUUCCUAUGCUGCCGAUAUCUGGCAGUAUCUCGACAAGGUCUGUGAAGUUUUCAACCUUCGAGAGAAGAUGACCUUUAACACCGAGGUGAUUGCUGCGGAAUGGCAGGAGAGCAGCGGAACGUGGAAGGUCAAGCUGCAAAAAGAAGAACCGGGCAAGGAAUCCUCCAUUUUCGAGGACGAAUGUGACGUCCUGUUCAAUGGUUCCGGGGUACUGAAUAACUUCAAAAAGCCGCACAUGGAGGGGCUAGAGCUUUUCAAAGGCAGAGUUAUUCAUACUGCUGAUUGGGAUCGCGACUACCAAGCAGAGCAGUGGAAAGGACAAAACGUGGCAGUCAUUGGAUCUGGUGCAUCUUCUGUCCAGACAGUCCCAACCAUGCAGCCACACGUCAAACACAUGGACAUUUUCGUGAGGACCGGAGUGUGGUUUGCGCAGAUUGCCAACAACUACGGGCAAAACCAUGAGUACUCGUCCGAUGACAAGCAGAAAUUCAGGGAUCCUGCCGAGCUGGCUGCUCAUGCCAAGAAUAUUGAAGAUCAGAUCAACGGUCUGGCCGACGUCUUUUAUACGAAAACUAAAGACCAGCAGGCUGCUCAAGACUUUUGCAGAGAGUGGAUGGCUGAGCACAUCAAAGAUGAGCGACUUCUACAGGGCUACACCCCGAAAUUUGAUGUCGGUUGCCGCCGUCUCACGCCAGGUGACCCUUACAUGGCCGCCAUUGGAAAGGAGAACGUUGACGUGCACUUCACCGCCGCCGAACGAAUCACCGCAGAAGGCGUCCAGGGAGCUGACGGCGUAGAGCGCAAGGUGGACACGAUCAUUUUCGCUACUGGUUUCGAUGUAAGCUAUCGACCACGGUUUCCAGUCAUUGGGCGGAAUGGAGUCUCUCUUUCCAAAAAGUGGGCGAUCCAGCCAGAAGCGUACAUGGGUCUCACGGUGCCAGACAUGCCGAAUUAUCUCAUGUUCAUUGGUCCUACUUGGCCUAUUGCCAACGGCAGCGUCAUGGGGCCCCUGGAGUACGUCUCGAGAUACUGCGUAAUGUAUAUCAAGAAGAUGCAGCGCGACUGCAUCAAGAGCCUUGCACCAAAGCAAUAUGUGACCGACAAGUUCAACGAGCAUGCUCAGGAAUGGUACAAAUACACAGUCUGGAAGGACAGCUGCCGAUCUUGGUAUAAGAACAAUGACACGGGGAGGAUCAACGCAGUGUGGCCAGGGUCGUCAUUGCAUUUCACUCAGGUAGUGAUUAAUCCUCGAUGGGAGGAUUAUGAUAUCAGCUAUGUGCACGAUAAUCCUUUCGCGUCCCUUGGAAUGGGGCACAUUGACCCUCCUCGCUCUCAGGACAAUAAGGGAGCGGAUCUGUCGGAGUACAUUCAGCCAUCAAACAUUGAUCCAAAAUGGGUCGAGGCAAUGAAUGGAGUCAAGAAUGGAGUUAGCAAUGGAAUUGGAAAUGGAAUUGAGAAUAGAACUUAG
This is a messenger RNA of Pestalotiopsis fici W106-1, 1779 nucleotides long. Its product is annotated as sterigmatocystin biosynthesis monooxygenase stcW. The coding region runs from base 1 to 1779 and encodes 592 amino acids. NCBI's taxonomy places the organism in Eukaryota, Fungi, Ascomycota, Sordariomycetes, Amphisphaeriales, Sporocadaceae. The record is from RefSeq and is a predicted model, not a curated record. The transcript is spliced from 7 exons. Gene Ontology annotation, molecular function: N,N-dimethylaniline monooxygenase activity; flavin adenine dinucleotide binding; NADP binding.